Messenger RNA from Rhinichthys klamathensis goyatoka, 4179 nucleotides. RefSeq lists its product as uncharacterized. The transcript has 5 exons. Lineage: Eukaryota; Metazoa; Chordata; Actinopteri; Cypriniformes; Leuciscidae. The coding region runs from base 433 to 3882 and encodes 1149 amino acids. Gene Ontology annotation, biological process: Notch signaling pathway; protein ubiquitination. The record is from RefSeq and is a predicted model, not a curated record.
UACUUUCACUUUUAUUUUUUGUGUAAACGACGCCUCGCACGACUUUAGAAAAAGGGCAAACCCUUCAUGCAAAAGAUGAAUAAAGCGACGAAAUGUUGAUAUCGAGACACAUGUUAGGUGAUAAAACAACAGUAUCUUUACUCAUUUGUAAAAACGACAGUGUAAUCGCGACAUUUGUCACCAACUCUGUUGUUAGUAACACUUCCUGUGUGCUCGAGCUCCGACGUACAAAAACGCUGGACUGGACAACGACUUUUCCCCCCGUUUGAUUAUUAUUAUGAGGAAGGUAUAGUGACUGACUUAGCUGGAAAAUAUUUUUGGUAGGGCUAUGCAUCUGCUCUAAUAGCUUGUCUGGUGACGCAUAAUAAUCAUACCGCCCUUAACCACUUGUGUUUACUUAAAAUCAGUGUUUAUAGGUGGCAACCCUGAAGGAUGGCAGAGGAAGACCGCGCGGUGUGCGUUUACGGUUUGCCAACAGACGUGGAUCAUGAACGUCUACGGGACAAACUACUGAUUCACUUUCUACGCGAGAGGAACGGAGGAGGGGAGGUCACGUCAGUCACUAUCAUCGGUCGGACACCUCUGCGUGCCCUCGUCACAUUUGAGCAGAGUAGAGUGAUCCAGAGUGUACUUCGUCAUCAUCCUCACAUUUUACAGCUGGACGGCAUAAAAUAUGAACUCUCCCUGGGUCUCCCAUGCCAAGAGCCCCUGAGUCUGAAUAAGGUGAUCCUCGAUAUGACUGUGACUAUAGAUUGCAGUCAGCUUCCUCGGGGUGCAGACACUCUGAAUGUACUGCGUAGUGAGUUUCCAGGUCUACGUAUGCAACGUGGCUUAUUACAGCAUACGUGCACCGUGCAAGGCAAAUAUUCUGAUUUUCAAGGCGCUUUUCCUCAUAUGCAGAUGCUAUUUUAUCAUCACCUUUCAAGAGCCGAAUACCCUUAUUUUAGUGGAGACACCGGUCAAGGUCCAGAGACCAGGGAAGACCUUGCAAGUGUAAAGAAAUGGGCCAGCUUUGCAUCCCAGUCACCAGGCCCUCAUGCAGGAGACCUCAGCUACGUAUCCACGGUGGGUUUCGGACAAGAGCACUACGGACUGCAAGAUAGCAAUGAAGCUCUCACUGAACGCAGUACUCGGCCUAAAAGCAAAAUGGAGGAGAAAGCAGAGUGCAGGAUAGAUGAAGCUGAUUUGGAAGAUCUUUCGAUUAUCAUGGAAGCUGAUGUGUUUGCAUACCUGCAGAGCAUCAAAGAGUACAAGUAUAUACUGCGUCAUCAUGGAGUGCAAGUGGUCCACGUUACAUCUGAGGGAAUCACCACCCUGUACCUGCAAUCAGAGGUCCCAACCGGAUCAGAUGUUAAACAAAACAUGCGGCAAGCCUAUAAGGAGCUGAGGCAGCUUUAUCAACAGCAAGAGGGUUGUCUGCGGAAAGACCAGGUUAAAAAGUGUGCCCUUUACAUGCCAGACGGACUGACCAUAGCAUUAAAAAAUGUGCAGUUAGUACUGCCUAAUGUUCUGUUUAGCUAUGACCAGGACACCAUUUAUAUAGUUGGAGAAAAAAGUGAGGUAUCUCAGGCCAAACAAAUGCUACUGCUUGGGGUGGAGAAAAGCGUGAUGGGGAGCUUGACAGAAAUGCCCCCAUCCUCUUCCAGUUCUGCUUCAGUAUCCCCUGAAUCCUUAGUGAGAGAGCAACAAGUUAAGAGAAAAAGUGAAGUACAUACUCCAGUGCCCCCUAAACUGAUUGGCUCUAGCACUGAACGAAAAGGGGAUGUUGGGAAUACAAAAGAAUACAAACUGGCGGCUCGGUUUAAGAGCUCUGGGCUACUUGGUAGGGAGGAGAUGGGCGGAGACAUAAGGAGUCUUACUGCUAAAAUGGACAUGCAAAUGUUAGACCUAAACUCUAAAUCAGCACCACCGACUAAGUCUUCACUUGGCACCGCAGGCUUACUCGGUAAUGAACUGACAGGGGAAGGAACUGAAACAUUCAGGAUGACAAGUCCAAGCUCUACAGGAGAGGAUGUCCUGUUUAAAAACCAAGACCCGCUAUUUGUGAAUACAUUUGGUAGAACCUCCUUCAGCACAUACAAGGCCAAACCAACAACUCCUGCUGGACUCACUUCAACAUUUACCACAGGAGUCAAAGCUUCAAGUGUGAAUGCCCUAUCAGCCAGUAAUACCGCAGUGAAGACAGCUGGUCCCUUCUCCACAUCAGUGCCCACUUUCAAAUCCUAUUUAAGGAGGGCCAAUAGUUUCUCUGGUCAGCCGUACCUCAGAGAGCAAUUGCAAAAUAACCAGAUUACAGUUGAGCCAAUGAUUAACGCACAUGCUCAUCAAAGAGCAAGAUCCAAUAGCAUCAGCAGUGGAAGACCUAGUGAAGAUUGUCCGAUUACUACAGUGGAAGCAGAACUUACUGUGUCUUCUCUAAUGUGGAUCUACAUGAAGGAGGCCUAUUGCAACCAACUGGAUAGCAUGAAAUCUGACUUGCAAAUGUCUGAGAAACAAGCAGGCAAAGGUGAGAUGACCGUGACACUGGAGGGCACAGAUUCAUCGAAGGUCGGAGAAAGUCAUCGGCAGCUUCAGAAUCUAGUGGCUAUGGUGGCCAGUGACUUUAACUCUCAGGAGGUACGUCUGGCAGAGCUUGGUGUGGUUGAAAAAGAUAAACUGUUUGAAACCUGCUGCUUGAAUGUACGGUCACGUUUUCGCAAGGUCACCUUGCACACCACAAAGAGCAGCAUUUUCUUUCUUGGGCCAAAAUUGCUUUGCUCUGAAGCCAGUGAUAUAUUUAAGGUUGUAUAUUCUGGGCAAAAGUCUCAUUCCUUAUUACAGAUGAAGACCUUCCAGGAGGGUGUAGAUCAAGGAGCAACCAAGGCGUCUUUGAGCAUACAAUCAACAAAAGCUGAUCACUCUAAAUCUGAUCAAAGUGUAAAGGUGUGUUCUUUACAGGAUACAAGUCAAUCGGUUCAGUCUAACAGCAGUAGCAAGAGUAGAGUUAAAUCAAUCAAACAGAAAUCGGCUACGUUGGAAAGGUUGGAGAACCCUAGUUCUAUGAUGGAUAAAGUAAGCAAGAUAAACCCACUUAGCCUAUUAGCUAAUGCCAGAGAAAACACAACAGAACCAAAAAUUGAUGGGCCAACUUCUUUACCACUUGAAGCACACAAAAAACAAGAUACUGCAAUGACUUUGAAACAGACCAACCUGCUGUCCCAUACCCCUUCAGAGAAAUGCAUGUGCGGAGCAAUCAGUACAAAUGUAAAACGGACGACCUGUGGAGUCAUCCUUUGCUGUGACUGCCUACUACUUCAUUCACACUGCACAGUGUGUGGAAAAGAGGGGAUGUACUCUCAGAAGAAGGUGCUGGGGGAACCAGUGCAAAGUUAUGGCUCAAAGGAUAUACGGCAGAAAUAUCAGGCUCAAGAGAAACAUUCAGAACUCAAGGACAGCAAAGAACAAAAGGGCAUCCAAGGAACUAUGACAUGUGCAGAGAUGAAUUUUAGCCUUCCAGGCUAUACAAAAUAUACAACGGCCAAGAUCACAUACUGCAUACCUGAUGGCAUACAAGGGGAUAAGGAUCCCUAUCCUGGGUCACCAUUCAAAGGUGGUAAAUUUGAGGCUUAUCUGCCACUCGACCCAAAGGGACAAAGUUUAUUGCCCUACCUGAAAAAGGCAUUUCAUCAAGGGCUUACUUUUACUAUUAGUUCAAGCAAGAAGGCCUGUGGUGGAGAUGCAAAAGUGAACUGGGGCAUGAUCCCCCACAAGACCAGGAUGGAGGGAGGGAAGAGUAGAAAUGGAUAUCCUGACUCUACAUUCCUUACUCUCUUGUCUGAGGCACUGGUGGCUCAUGGGAUUGAAGGAGCAGCUGCAAUCAGUCAAGAUCAAGCCAAAUCCUGACCUUGACAAUAACACAAAUCAGAAGUCCACAAAUACUUAUUAAAUUGUGUAUUACUUAUUUUCAUAUAGGUCUUACCUAGAAAUGUAAAUUUAACAAAUGUGAUCGUGAAAGACUGCUUAAUUAUUGCAUUAGUAUUUCUACUAACAAUAAUUUGUUUUUGUACUUUUUGUAAUCAUUUUAGAGUGUCAUUGUCAUGUUAUAAUCAUUGUACCUUAUCAGUAAUGCUCAAUAUAAUGCUCUGUAUAUUCUGAAUCUGUUGAGUAUGCUUUUUAAUAAAACUAUGAUCUUGUUUUAGA